AUUUCGAUGGUUUCAGUUCAUGCCGUUGAAAAUGUAGACCGCAAACAAUCUCACGAGAGAAAAGUGUCAAGUGAAAGUGGAAAUGCAUGAGGCCUUGGUUCUGCUUAUCCUGAUAGAGGAGGGUUUUGCAUUGGCACAGAAAACCCAAGUAGCUUUGGCUCAGAAUGUGGCUGUUGAGGAUAAGAAACCAGCUCACUGUGGAACUUUGGUCCCGACAGAAAAUGGAGGAACGUUCAGUUCUCCAAACUACCCCAAUUCAUACCCACCAAACAAGGAGUGUGUGUACAUACUGGAAGCCCAUCCGCGGAAGAGAAUUCAGCUCGUCUUCGAUGACAUCUACCACAUCGAGCCGUCUUUUGAGUGCCGCUUUGAUAACAUUGAAAUACGGGAUGGGCCGUUCAUUUUCUCUCCGCUGAUUAAUCGGUUCUGUGGGGAUAAGAGUCCAGGAAUUGUCACCUCCUCCGGACGCUUUUUGUGGAUCAAGUUUACCAGCGAUGAGGAACUGGAGGAACUUGGUUUCAAGGUGGAGUACUCAUACACUGCAGAUCCCGAUUUUCAUCUCCAUGUCGGAGGACUGUUGAAUCCUAUACCAGACUGCCAGUUUGAAAUGUCUGGAGCAGAUGGUGUAAUCAGAUCAAGUCAGGUUGAGGAGGAAAAUAAAGUGAAAGCAGGGGAAGCAGUGGAUUGUAUUUGGACCAUAAGAGCUCCACCGAUGUCUAAGAUCUAUCUCCGCUUUCUGGACUAUCAGCUGGAGAACUCAAACGAGUGUAAGAAAAACUUUGUUGCUAUUUAUGAAGGCAGCAAUGCCAUUGAAGAUCUGAAGGCCAAGUUUUGCAGCACUGUUGCUAAUGACAUCACUCUUGACAACAUGGUGGCUGUGGUCCGAAUGUGGGCUGAUGAGACCAGCAAACUGAGCCGAUUCCGCUUGCUGUUUACAGUCUUUACCGAACCUCCGUGCUCUCCCAACGCAUAUUUCUGUCACAGCAACAUGUGCAUCAACAACAGCCUGGUCUGUAAUGGGGUACAGAACUGUGUGUUUCCCUGGGAUGAAAACAACUGCAGAGAAAAGAAGCCUAAAACUUUUUUCCAUCAGAUGAGUAAAACUCAUGGCACAGUGAUUGGGGUGUCCACUGGUGUGGUCUGCCUUCUUCUCAUCAUAUCUAUAUUUAUACAGAUGAAGCAGCCCAGAAAAAAGAUCUUGUGUCGUAAAGGUUUGUUCAGUGCAGCGGAGAUGCAGGAGGUUCUGGAUCCUCCUGAGUACGAGAUGUUCUCCAUGCAGGAUGCCAAUAUGCCAGAGGAGCUGUUGGAGGAGGAGCUGGAGGGCCUGCAGAAACUCCACCGCUCUGCCAGCAUGUCCCGCUGCAUCCGCGAGCAUCAUUGCGGCGCUCACAACAGCACCACCAUCCUGAUGACCAGAACGAAUCCUCUAUCUGAGGAGCUGAGCACGGCGGUCGGGGCUCGCAGCUGGGGCAGCUUCCACGGCCGGCGGAGCAGCUCUCGCUCACACCACCCGCACACACACGCUUACAGCGCACAGAGUCUGAGAGAGGCACUGGAGGAGGAUGAGCUGAGCCUGGAGGGACAGGUGAUGGAGGAGAUCGGGUACAAUGAAGUUUUUGGCCGAGGACGCAGUGUUGUGACGGUACGUAACCAUACAAACCCUGUGCAGCAGCGGUCCCUCUCUAUGGACUUCUGAGAGGAG
This is a messenger RNA of Danio aesculapii, 1702 nucleotides long. It is a transcript of the gene neto2b, whose product is annotated as neuropilin (NRP) and tolloid (TLL)-like 2b. The transcript has 10 exons. Bases 83 to 1696 code for a protein of 537 amino acids. Gene Ontology annotation, molecular function: protein binding. The record is from RefSeq and is a predicted model, not a curated record. NCBI's taxonomy places the organism in Eukaryota, Metazoa, Chordata, Actinopteri, Cypriniformes, Danionidae.